Molecule: messenger RNA, 5099 nt
Organism: Amoebophrya sp. A120
Lineage: Eukaryota; Dinophyceae; Syndiniales; Amoebophryaceae
Source: the annotation of a GenBank genome assembly
CUCCAGCAGCGAAAAAUGAAGAACCCAACCCGCCCAGUUACUCCUUAUAUUUUCCUCUGUAACGAGGUCUAAUCGGUGUAGAAAUACAAGUACGUUGUACAUGAUUUAUUACUUCUGUUUCUCGCUAGAGCUAGAGAGACAGUUUUGCAAUACGUAAGCAGGCCUCUCGGUCUUCUCGCUCUACGACACGGUGUUGAUGAGUCAUCAACUACAGCUGCAGUCACUGCUACAGGCUGCUUAGCGAAAUUGUGCUUGAGAGGCCCUACUAGGUAGUUCAAGCCGUCCUGCUGCAAGGCACGUCUGUGAAGAUGCGGCCACACUUGACAUGAUUAUUUGAAAUGAAUCCUUUCGAUUUUUGCUAGUACCAUUGCAUCAUUUUCACACUCUGAACAGGAACUCCUUUAAUACUUCAACGUUGGCUUAUUUCUCUGUUCCAAAGUGAACUGCGAGAGGACCAGUCGCACAUCUUCAUGGCGAUGAACAUCAAGUAGAUCCACCUUUUGUCUCUGUUGCACAUAUUUGUAGUGCUCUUGUCUAGCGAACAAGCGUCCCCGGCGCAGCGCCGCUUCCUCCGUUCGAUUCGCCGCCCCGACCGGCAGCCAGCAUGGAUGACCUGGAGCUACCAGAGGACCCUGCGGGGACAACACGCAUGGGUGCUGCCGCUACUUCUCCGGACGUGCUCCGACUCGCUGGUCCGCGCAUGGUGGUGGCGUUUCCGCGUGCUAGCGGCGAGGAUCUCCACAUCGUCGUCGAUGAGGUGCUUUGGGAGUCUUUGACCGUUGCGAAGGCAAAAACGCUCGUCGCGGAGGCGCUGACGGCCGAGAAGCCGGACUACGGACGGCUACCCGAGUCUCUGGUGUAUUUCCUGCCGAUUAAUAGCGACGGGGGGGAGCACGAGCAAAGUGAAAGUGGCAUGAAGCCGGCUGACAGUGAUGGACAAGUGGAACGUCCGCUGGAGUCUUCCGAUGUGUGCUCCACACAUACUCGAGGUUGGGAAACAAGCAGCGACGAUGCGUCCUCUGUGUGGCACUUCGAAAUGGAGGAGCAACACAUCAACCGAGAUGGAUGCCAAGAGCAAGGAGCACGUGAGGAAGACAAAAAUGCUCCUCACAACCUGCUAAGAACAGAUGAUCAAGCAACAAAAGAGAACGAUCAAAAUGUCAGCACUACAAGCAAGGACCAUAGAAAGAUAUCUCAGGCCGCCAGGUCGUCCUCAGGGUCGGAAUCGGACACUAAUCGGGUUCUCACUCCAGAGGAAGAGGCCUGUAAGCUGUUGAGCGAAUUCGUCAGCGACGAUCCGAUGGAGGAGCACAAACAAUGGUUUGACCCGAAACAAUUUUACGGUCUCUCGCCAGACAGAUACUUCUGGGGCUCUGGCGUUGCGCCGAUGUCGUUCGAAAUAUCAAAUAGAAGACGACUUGAUAUGGACGAUGCGUCCAUGGGUGGGCAGCACUACAGAGUUCUAGCACAGCCGCGACGUAGACCUUCAUUUCCUGGGGUCCUGAUCGAUGAAGAUCGGAACGACAGUGGAGGUCAACAUGGUUGCGAUGUUAUUGAAGAUGUGCCCAGCGCCAGGUCUUGGUUGAAACCCGAAGGCACUCCUCUCAUCAAGGGCGCAACUCUUGAUCUUCACAGUCGUGACCUCCAUAUAGCGUCUCUUCAACCGACGUCGGUACUAGAACAUGGAACUACGCACAACAACCCAGGAGACGAUGAGGAAGCGUUUCUCUCUGGAGCAGAGAACGCGAGUUGCGCUGCCACAUUAAACAUCCAUUCGGAGGAUCACCUGAACCUAAUUUCCGUUGGUGGCUGCAGUUCAAGUGCGUUGCAGCUCGCACAGGGUCGUGAGGGAACAUCGUUAAUAACCAAAGGCGACACCGUGCUGCCCAGCUCAAGCAGCACUCUUGAUUUGGGAAGUACAGGCGAGCGCGCCUUUCACGAACUGAGGGACGAGUUAGAAGGCAACAAACGAGCGCUGCCGGGACCUUUACAGCGCGGAAUAGGUCCUACACGUACCCAGCAGGAUUUUUUCGCGGAAGAAAACUAUUUCCAAGAUGAAGCUGCCGGGCUUACUUUCCAAGAACGAGGCAUGGCACAGCACCAACGAAGACGGAUGGAAAAUAACGGCCUCCGCGGACGAGAGGAUCACGAGGACUGUGUUGUUGAAGUGCGCAGCUGCCCCGCUAGUCCGACCGGGGUUGCGGUUUUUCCGAGAUCAAGAAAAGAUCACAAGCGGAAAAUUGCAGGAAGUGCGGCCCUUGUAGAAUCAAAUAGCACAACUCAAAUAGCUCAGCUGGACAUCAGCGGUGGCAGUCUUCUGUCGCAGUCGCACGGUAUCGGUACGACGUUUGGCAAGACGAAAAGCUACGCCAGCCUGGAAGAUUUUAAAAAUGUCACGGCUGCGGUGACAGUGACAGAUUCUUUUCGACAUCAAAGCCCUCCUCCAUACGAGGACUCCACUCGAACAGCAGGUACUACCUCUACCGCCCCCGACAUCAAAUUGACAAAGCAACGCCUUGUGCGAUUUUUGGAGCGCGGGCAGAAGCGAGUGCGCGUCAACCUGAUGAUCAUAGUUGCCAACGUUAGCGGUCAACUCGAUCAUGUUGCCCUUGUGGCCCAGCAUCAGUCUGCAGUUGCUACACCUUCACGAGACGAUGAAUUUCUGUCGGGCGUCGCAACUGCUGGCAGCAGAAGUCAGCUGCAUCAACAUCUUGCUGCAAAUGAGCAAUAUGGGACCACGUCACAUUCACAGGGCCACACUAAAAAUGUUGGCCAUGCUUCACUUGCUUCGAAAACCCCGUCUCGUCGAGCAUCGCCUGAGCGCGAGGCACAGCGGUUAUUGUGGUUUUGUCUGCGGGAGGAAGCGACAAAGGACUCGCUGGCCGACUGUCGCAGUGUGGUUUACCACAUGGGUCCGGAGCUGUUCGAUUCCUCCCUCGACCUUUUCCACGAGCUGGUAGGGCGCUUCGAAGAAGAGUUACUUGGGUCGCCACGCGUCGCGCAGCUUUUCCACAACACUGAGGAGGACGAGGCAGCUAAUAAUAUCUCUACAGAUCCACCAUCGAUAUUGCAGGCGGAUGUAAAUAAUCGAGAUGGGGACGAGGGGCUGCACAGCAGCGUAGUUCCUCCAUCGGCGAUUGAUGUCCGGAAAGCCUUCACCUAUCGCCCGCUGCGCUACACGCACGUGGUGAACAUCUUCAUAGCGCUGUUCGACGCCUGUCCGGUCAAAAUGUCGUAUGCAAGAUACCAGCAGAAGUACUGCGACUUUUUUUCCAAAUUUCAGUACUAUUUCGGAAACCUCGAAGAGCAUCAAGGCGACGAAGCCGGAGGUGCUGCAAUUGCAAUUGGAGGCGGUGCAGGCAACGACCAUGUUGGCCAACAUCAUGAGCGCGGUGCGAAUCAAGUACAUGUACAAUUGCGGGGUGCUGAAGCUCCGCAACAGCGAGAGCACGGUGAAGUAGAAGGAGCCCGCCGCCGCGUCGGUCGUCCUAUAGUGGCCGAAAAUGUUGAUCUCGAAGAUGCCGACGCUGGGGAUCAUGCUCGCGCCGGCCGGUUUGGACAACAUGCUGUAGUACGCGAACAGCAGAUCAUACAGCCUGCGGUAGGAAAUAAUGGCGUGUUGCCUCCAAUUCCACUAAACAUGAUACCCGGGCGCGUCGGCGCGGAUCGGGGUGCGAAUGCAGCUCCGCGUCAGCAACACGUGGUAAACCAGAACGCGAACGUGCUAACCAACAUUGCGAACGAGAACUUUGCCAAUGCCCGGGCGUACGUCGUGCGCUUGUUAUCCCUGGGUUCCGCCUGCGGAGGAGGAGCAGUAGUCCCCUCGCCGGUUAUACGCGGGAGCAGGAGCACAGCAGGUGGUGGUGGAGGUGGAGCGGCAAUAAUACACCAAAAUAUUAUCAUGCCCAGCUGGAGCACGCCGUUUUCCCACCAACUUGUUCCAAAGCGGCUUUUCGACUUCAUCUUCAACAACCACGCCAAGUGCACGUCGGUGACGCAUGCCAGCACAAACUUGCUGUACCUCGCGGUGGCACAGAGGGACAGCGCGCUUGUCGAUCUGCUGCUGCACCACCCGCUUUUCACGCAGGACUUGUUUGACCAGCCCAACCAGUGGUGCUGCGGGCACGUGCUGCACUUUGCGGCCAGCAUCGGGGAGGUGGGGAUCGCGCAGCAGCUGUUGGCGUCGCGGUUCAUGACGCGCGCGCGGUUCCUGGGCGACAAGCAGGCCUCCACCCGGGGCAACAUUCUGCGCUGCGCGCUCAGCUCGAAGAAUCUGGCCAUGGUGCGGCUGAUCCUCGAUCACCCCCUGACGGAUUCCGAAGUGUUUUGCCAGCGACACAUCCCCUACUACCGCAACCUGCUGUUCUACGCCGCCAGUCUGGGGGACGCGGAAAUUUUCAGGACCAUGGUGGAGUCCGAGUUCACCACCCUGGCACUGCUGCAGCAGGAAAAUCGCUCCAUGCACGGGACCCUGGUUGAAUACGUCGCCAAGGCACGGGAAAACUCCGAUCUGGGAGGACCCCAAGCGGCCGAGCUCGUGGAGAAACGAAAGAGACAGCUACAACAUCGUGAUAAUAUCCUCGUUGACGCAAAAAAUUUUCCAGCAUAGGGAAGUAAGAAACAGAAAGUAGAAAACUUCGACCCAGGCCACGGAGCCUCCAUCGAGACACGACCUGUAAUGUGCAACUAGUACCCAGUAAUUUCUGCGGCCUGGAGACGUAGAAAGUCUUUUCAUGAAACGCAACGGCGCAACAUUCGCGAUCUUGGAAGUGCAUUGUGGUUGCCAGUGUGGUCGGUAAAAAAUGAGAAACUUGUUCUUGUGACGCUGAAAUGAAACAGAUAAAGGAUCACCCAAAAUGUUCGUUGCUUUGCUGAGUGUCAAAGGCGAAGAGCCUCCCAAAUUCAAUAGCAGUUUUCGACGAGCUACGUCUAUGUAAACAAAGUAUAAUCGUUCAAACAAGCAGCGCUGUAAGCGCGACAAAUUGUUUAUAGCAAUUGCAUUUCAACAACAGUACCCGAACACGACCAUGAUCAUACGAGCGAGCAGAAGACAGAAGACGGUUGCCAGUGUCGGUAGAAAAUGAGAAACGUGUUCUUGU